CAUUAGAAACAUUCGUGCUUAGGUCUCAUAGCUAUCUGAGAAACAUUAGAAAUUUUGUCUGACGCUUGACAUGAAUUGCUUAAAAUAUGGUUUUUUGCAUCACACUCGCUCCAUUAAAUCUGGAAUAACCUUGACAACAGUCUGCUCGAACCAUCUCGUUGAUCUCUACUCAAGAAAUGGACUAUUGCAGGAAGCUCGUAAGGUGUUCGACGAAAUGCCUGAGAGAAACGUUUACUCAUGGAAUGCUAUGAUCUCGGCCUACGUAAAGUCCAACGAUUUGAAAGAAGCGAAUAAACUGUUCAGAACUGUUAAUUCUGAACGAGAUUUGGUAACCUGUAACACUUUGCUUUCAGGGUUUGCCAAAACUGAUGGGUGUGAGAGUGAAGCCAUUGAGAUGUUCGGUGAGAUGCAAAGGAAAGAAGAGGACGGGGUUUGGAUUGACGAUUUCACUCUCACUACAAUGCUCAAACUCUCUGCGAAGCUAACCAACGCGUUUUAUGGUGAGCAGUUGCAUGGCGUUAUGGUGAAAACAGGGAAUGAUGCAAGCAAGUUUGCCGUGAGCUCUCUCGUUCACAUGUACUCGAAGUGUGGGAAGUUUAAGGAAGUUUGUAAUGUAUUUAACGGAUCGUGUGUUCAGGUUAUUGAUGGUGUGGCUAAGAACGCGAUGCUUGCUGCUUAUUGUAGAGAGGGUGACGUUGAAAGAGCUUUGAGUAUAUUCUUGAGAAAUCCAGAACUGAACGGUACAGUUUCUUGGAAUACAUUGGUUUGGGGAUAUGUGCAGAAUGGAUUUGAGGAAGAAGCUUUGAAGAUGGCUGUUAGAAUGGAGGAAAGUGCGUUGAAAUGGGAUGAACACACUACCGCGGCUGUACUAAAUGUUGUGAGUAGUUUAAAGAGCUUGAAGAUUGGGAAGGAAGUGCAUGGUCGGGUGGUGAAGAACGGAUCAUAUUCUAAUAAGUUUAUAAGCAGUGGGAUUGUUGAUGUUUACUGUAAGUGUGGAGACAUGAAGUAUGCAGAGUCUGUCCAUUUGUUAUAUGGUAUUGGCGACUUGUAUUCAACUUCUUCGAUGAUUGUGGGUUACUCGUCUCAGGGCAAGAUGGUGGAAGCGAGGAGGUUGUUUGACUCUUUGUCCGAGAAGAAUCUAGUGUUGUGGAAUGCAAUGUUCUUGGGGUAUCUCAAAGUAUGUCAACCUGAUUCCGUCCUUGAACUUGCACGUGAGUUUAUAGCCAAGGACAAAGUUACUGAUUCUUCGGUCAUGGUUAGCAUCCUUGGUGCAUGCUCUUUACAAGCUUCAAUCGAACCGGGGAAGGAGAUUCACUGUCACAGCUUAAGAUCAGGGACCUUAAUGGAUAAGAAACUUGUGACUGCUUUUGUUGACAUGUAUUCAAAAUGCGGGAACGUUGAGUAUGCUGCAAAGGUCUUUGAUAGUAGCUUCGAGAGAGAUACAGUUAUGUACAACGCUAUGUUAUCUGGUUAUGCUCAUCAUGGCCAUGACGCAAAAGCUUUCAAGCUCUUUGAAGAGAUGACCGAGGCUGGACUCAAGCCGGAUGAAAUCACUUUUAUAUCCCUCCUAUCAGCUUGUCGUCACAGUGGCUUAGUUCUAGAAGGUGAGAAGUACUUCAAGUCGAUGACAGAGGUUUACAGUAUAUCCCCCGAGGUUGGUCACUAUACCUGCAUCAUAGAUUUGUAUGGAAAGACCAGUAGACUAGACAAAGCCAUAGAACUAAUGAGAGGUAUUGAUCAAGUUGAAGAAGAUGCUGUUAUUCUUGGAGCGUUUUUAAAUGCGUGUAACUUGAAUAAGAAUACAGAGCUUGUGAAGGAAGUGGAAGAGAAACUGUUGGAGAUUGAUGGAUGUAACGGGUCUCGGUAUAUUCACCUUGCUAACUCUCAUGCCUCGUCUGGUAGAUGGGAUGAGAUGAGACAGAUACGGAAUCGUAUGAGAGGGAAGGAGCUGGGAAAGUUUUAUGGGUGCAGCUGGGCGUAUAUUGAUAAUCAACUUCAUAUGUUUAGGUCCUCUGAUAUUUCGCAUUUCAGAACUGAAGCUAUAUAUUCUAUGCUACAUUUUGUGACUAAGGAUUCGACUGAAAUGAUUGCUUAAGAAAGAGAUAGCUUUCUCAGUGUUCUCAUCAGCAGUGAUUGUUGGUCAUCUGUUUUGAGUGUCGCUCUUUUGAAGCUGUUGCAUCAGCCAGAAGAUUCAGAAACAAGAAACCUAAGCUUUUCUUACCCAAAGUGGUUGUAUAAAACUUCCUCCAUUUUUGGAAUCAUGGAAGGGCAUGUUAAGUCUUAACUUAGCUCAACCAUACAAUAAAUCAAGCAACACCAAUACAAUGGAGUUAAGACAACAACUGAAACAACAUCACACACCAACACAGAACAACAACAGCAACAGAAACAGUACAAGAACAAUGGAUUCAUAAAAGAAAAUCAAAACACAGAGCGAAACCUUCGAAAAGGAAACCUGUCUUAGCACGUUGCACCAGAUAAUCCACACUUCUCCGGGAGUUUAGAAGCGAGGUCGAGGUCGAUCGAACUGAGAAAAGGAUUGGUUUUGGUUUUCUGCUUGCAGAGACACUGGAAGUCAGCCUUAGACAGGGCAGUGCAGCAAGGGCCCUUGGGAUCAAUCGCGGCGGUCACUGGGUUCUUACUCUGCACAUAGGGCUUGCAAGAGUACAGAUCAGCAACGCUCAUACCACAGAACUCUCCCGUUGCUGCCGUGAGUGUCAAGGCAAGAACCAAGG
Brassica oleracea var. oleracea is the source of this 2735-nucleotide messenger RNA. Its product is annotated as putative pentatricopeptide repeat-containing protein At3g18840. The coding region runs from base 71 to 2095 and encodes 674 amino acids. Gene Ontology annotation, biological process: RNA modification. The record is from RefSeq and is a predicted model, not a curated record. The transcript has 3 exons. NCBI's taxonomy places the organism in Eukaryota, Viridiplantae, Streptophyta, Magnoliopsida, Brassicales, Brassicaceae. Gene Ontology annotation, molecular function: protein binding; RNA binding.